Messenger RNA from Nipponia nippon (crested ibis), 2310 nucleotides. Lineage: Eukaryota; Metazoa; Chordata; Aves; Pelecaniformes; Threskiornithidae. The record is from RefSeq and is a predicted model, not a curated record.
UUCACUCUGCAUUCUGUCUACUUCACCUUGAAGGUGAGUUUGCUGCUGGGCUCCUUGCUGGGUCUCUGUUUGGGUCUGGAGUUCAUGGGCAUCCCCAACCAGUGGGCCCGCUACCUCCGCUGGGACGCCAGCACUAGGAGCGAACUCAGCUUUCAGUUCAAGACCAAUGUCUCUGCUGGGCUGCUCCUCUACUUUGAUGAUGGUGGUGUCUGUGACUUCCUCUGUUUGUCCCUUGUUGAUGGGCGCCUCCAGCUCCAGUUCAGUGUGGACUGUGCAGAGACUACAGUUAUCACAGACAAGCAGGUCAAUGACAGCAACUGGCACUUCCUGAUGGUCAGCCGCAAUCACCUUCGGACGGUGCUAGUGCUGGAUGGUGAAGCCAAGCCGGGCGAGGUGCGUCCACAACGCCAAUAUAUGAAUAUCGUCAGUGACCUUUUUGUUGGUGGAGUCCCAUUGGACAUCCGUCCUGCUGCCUUGACCCUUGAUGGUGUUCUGGGUGAGCCUCCAUUUCAAGGAUUUAUCCUGGAUCUGAAAUAUGGCAACUCUGAGCCACAGCUCCUGGGCAGUCAAGGCGUCCGACUGGAAAUGGAAGGGCUUUGCGCAGAAAACCCUUGUGAAAAUGGUGGCACUUGCUUCCUUCUGGAUGGCGAGCCACACUGUGACUGCUCAGCCACUGGAUAUGCUGGCAAGCUGUGUUCUGAAGAUGUCAAUCAUAUUCCAGGCCUCUCACACCUGAUGAUGGGUGAACAAGGUAGAAGUAAAGCGCGAGAUGAGAACACAGCCACUUUCCGUGGUUCCGAAUACCUUUGCUAUGACCUGUCGCAAAACCCCAUCCAGAGCAGCAGCGAUGAGAUCACUCUCUCCUUCAAGACAUGGCAACGCAAUGGGCUCAUUCUGCACACCGGCAAGUCAGCUGAUUAUGUCAACCUGGCCCUGAAAGAUGGUGCGGUCUCGUUGGUCAUUAACCUGGGGUCUGGGGCCUUCGAGGCCAUUGUGGAGCCAGUCAAUGGCAAGUUCAAUGACAACGCGUGGCAUGACGUUAAGGUGACACGCAACCUGCGGCAGCACUCAGGCAUUGGACACGCUAUGGUAAACAAACUACAUUGUCUGGUGACAAUCUCUGUGGAUGGCAUCCUUACCACCACGGGCUACACACAGGAGGACUACACCAUGCUGGGCUCGGAUGACUUCUUUUACGUAGGAGGGAGCCCCAGUACUGCUGAUUUACCUGGCUCUCCAGUAAGCAACAACUUCAUGGGCUGCCUCAAAGAGGUUGUUUAUAAGAAUAACGACAUUCGUCUGGAGCUGUCUCGCUUGGCACGGAUUGGUGAUACUAAGAUGAAGAUCUACGGGGAAGUGAAAUUCGUGUGUGAGAAUGUGGCUACACUGGAUCCCAUCAGCUUUGAGACACCUGAGGCCUAUAUUAGUCUGCCUAAAUGGAAUACCAAAAGGAUGGGCUCCAUCUCAUUUGAUUUCCGAACCACUGAACCCAAUGGACUGAUACUUUUCACCCAUGGCAAGCCUCAGGAGAGGAAAGAUGCCAGGAGCCAGAAAAAUACAAAGGUAGACUUCUUUGCAGUUGAGCUUCUAGAUGGGAACCUCUAUUUGCUGCUGGACAUGGGCUCUGGGACCAUUAAAGUCAAGGCCACCCAGAAGAAGGCCAAUGAUGGAGAGUGGUAUCAUGUGGAUAUUCAAAGAGAUGGAAGAUCAGGUACUAUAUCAGUGAACAGCAGACGCACGCCAUUCACCGCUAGUGGGGAGAGUGAGAUCCUAGAUCUGGAAGGUGACAUGUACCUCGGUGGGCUGCCUGAGAACCGGGCAGGGCUCAUCCUUCCUACAGAGCUCUGGACAGCAAUGCUGAACUAUGGCUAUGUUGGCUGUAUCCGAGACUUGUUCAUCGAUGGACGCAGCAAGAACAUCCGGCAGCUGGCAGAGGCGCAGAACGCCGCAGGAGUCAAGUCCUCCUGCUCCCGCCUCAGCACCAAGCAGUGUGACAGCUACCCGUGUAAGAAUAAUGCAGUCUGCAAGGAUGGCUGGAACCGCUUCAUUUGCGACUGCACUGGCACCGGCUAUUGGGGUAGAACAUGUGAGCGAGAGGCCUCUAUCUUGAGCUAUGAUGGCAGCAUGUACAUGAAGAUCAUCAUGCCUAUGGUCAUGCAUACAGAAGCAGAAGACGUGUCCUUCCGUUUCAUGUCCCAGCGUGCAUAUGGGCUGUUGAUGGCAACCACCUCACGAGACUCUGCUGACACUCUGCGCCUGGAGCUGGAUGGAGGCCGUGUCAAACUUAUGGUCAAUUUAGGUAUCGUAUAA